UAUCAUCUCAUCUCUAAUUCAAAUAAAAAAUAAAAAUACAUAUGGCUACGAUGAAUGUAACAAGAUAUGACGGCGGCGGCGGCGGCGGCGGUGGAGUCGAGAUUUAUGGCAUGUCAAAAGUUGACAAGAUAAUGCUUAAGUUCCGUCCGAUUGCACCCAAACCGGUCUCCGCUGGUUCCGGGUCGGGUACGGAUAACAGCGAGGGGUAUGUGAAAUGUGUAAGAAGCAAAAGGAAGUAUGUAAGGGUUAAAAAGAACACAAAAAAGAGCAAGAAUAAUAACGAUUCUGGUAACAAGAAAAGAAAGGUGACACUCUCUUUAUUACCCCAAACUCCGGCCCGGAAACAAAAAUUUCCAGAUCUGGUUCAAAAUAAUAAUAAUAAUAAUAUUAGUGGUAAGAAAACCAUCACCCAACCACAACCGGUGUGGGUCAGCUUUAACAAUAAUAUUAAUAAUUAUGAGGAUAAUAACGUUGGUCACGGUCACGUGGGAGGUGGGGGUGAUACCAGCGUGAAUCGGCAGGUUAUACUGAGGAAAACUCCUUUUUUACCGCAAGUGGUGUCGUACGUGACGGUGGAAUGCGUGACGGACACGUGGGUGGAUGUUCAAGGGUUAGGGUGUACGGACGAAGAAAGGUUGAUGAAUUUGGAGAAAGACACGUGUCCAGGGUUUAUAUCUGACGGUCAAGAUAGGGUCGUGUGGACAAACAAGGCGUAUAGAGAGAUGGCUGCUGGAAGUAGAGACCAUGACGUGGCGGUUGUAUUGGUUAGAAAAGAUACGUGGAACCAAUCGCCGCCGGUGAUGAUGUAUCCGGCUGCUUUUACUUGUAAGGUAAGGGCUAGUACGUCACCCAUCGCAAACUCUCACGGUCCUAUUUCUCCGACGAUAACGCUGCCGUGUGAUGGUUGGAGGAUGGAACGCGGCGGCUACGCCUGGCGGUUGGACGUUAAGGCUGCUCUUAGUUUGGGCCGGUAAAUUAAUCACCUAUAGCUACCUACUUACUUCAUAUCUAAACAAGCUUGCUGCUAGGCUAUUAACUGUAAUUAUCUUUGUUUCUUUAAUCUUUAGUUAUGAAGAUAUAUUUUCCUUAGAUGGAUCUAUAUAUUUAAGUCGUAGUUUAUUAUCGUACGGUGUACAACUAUAUAUUUACUAGCUAGUAAUAUAUUCAUAGAGCUAA
Molecule: messenger RNA, 1176 nt
Organism: Erigeron canadensis
Lineage: Eukaryota; Viridiplantae; Streptophyta; Magnoliopsida; Asterales; Asteraceae
Exons: 1
Coding region: 42-974 (310 amino acids)
Source: RefSeq, a predicted model, not a curated record